CUUUCUCCAGGUGUCAACCAUAACACACACACGGAAACGCACUCAAAACCCUCAUGUGUGCACUCUAAAAACACACACACACACACACACACACACACACACACACACACACACACACACACACACACACCAUGGCCUCAGUGCCUCGUUUACCCACUGUGUGUUUCUGUUUGGGCAUGGUGACUCUAAUGGUUCAUCUUAUGCUCACCACAACUCCACUCACUCCCACGCCGCGCCCAUUGCCCCAAAUACCAGCCGGACAACAACAACAACAACAAGAGAACCACCACCACCACUACUACUACUUCUCUCAACUUAAACAAUAGCACCACCACCACCACCACCAGCAACAGUAUAAGCACCACCGUUACCACAAACAACAACAACAGCAGGAACAACAGGAACAAUGGCAACCAAGGAAAAACACCCUCAGGAGGAAAGGAAACUCGGAAUUUUUAUGAGACUGGCGAUGUCGGUGACGGGAGCGAUGGAGGAGGAAAAGGAGGAGGAGGAGGAGGAGGAGGAGGAGGAGGAGGAGGAGGAGGAGGAAGACAGAGUAAUAGCGGGGUGCAUCAAAAAACUGCUUUCUCGUCCAGCGUGAAGCAACAAGAGUGUCAAAUGAGAGUGAAUCUGUCCCCUUGUCCCUGUCAGCGUAAUGUGACAGCCACCCUGCCCAGCUGUCCUAGUGCAGGGGUGGCAGGGGUGGCUAGUGUCAAGGACGCUUUGGGGGAGUCCACGUGCAGCGACUGGGCCACAGCGAGGGGCGGCAACCAGCGGGUGAUUAGCUACAGCCUAUUCGGAGCCUUCCCCAGUGCCUACCAUCGGGGCAUAGAGGAACUCGCAGGGGAGGUCCACAAAGCGUACCCUGGGUGGACAAUGAGGGUGUACCACGCUCUUAAUCUGUCCAGAGAGGCGGAGAGGGCGUGGCUGUGUGUCUUGGCUUGUCAACACCCACACCUCGAUUUUUGUCACGUUGCUAAUCUGUCAGGUGGCGUGGGUGACAUCAGGGACACAGUGGGGUCAGUGUGGCGGGCGGCAGUGCUUGGUGACGCCCUGGUGACACGCUACAUGAUACGUGAUGCAGACGCGCCAAUCCUCGCUAGGGAAGUGCACGCCGUGAGGGAAUGGCUCUCGUCUGGCAAGUGCUUCCAUGUGAUGCGAGACAGCCCCCACCACGACCAAGCAGUGAUGGCGGGGCUGUGGGGCGGCUGUGGUGACUGGCAAGCCUCAGCACUGCCCAGACUGAGAGACCAGCUGUUUAAAUGGUCUCCCAAACGUGCACCGCCCUCCGUGGAUCAGCUCUAUAUCAAUAUGCUCCUAUGGCCGCUAAUACGAAGGAACCUCACAGCUCAUGACUCCUACCACUGCGCCUCCUUCACCGCCACCCGCGCCUUCCCCACCAGGAGGAAAGGGCGUGACUUCGUGGGGAUGCGCUCUUUCCGCCCCGCCCACGCCCUAGAUGCCCUGUCCACGCCCUGCCCCGCCCCCUGCAGACCCCCACAGCAUAAGAACUGGGAGUACUGUUGACGAAGGCGGUGACGGAGACAGAGACAGACAUAGAUAGAUAGAUAGACAGACAGACAGACAGACAGACAGAAAGAAGGUUACAACACAAACGUUAUUUAUUGAAAUGUUUCGAAUCUUAAUAAAAA
Messenger RNA from Portunus trituberculatus (swimming crab), 1652 nucleotides. RefSeq lists its product as uncharacterized. The record is from RefSeq and is a predicted model, not a curated record. Lineage: Eukaryota; Metazoa; Arthropoda; Malacostraca; Decapoda; Portunidae. The coding region runs from base 619 to 1527 and encodes 302 amino acids. The transcript has 5 exons.